AUGGAGGAGAACAGCCUUCUACCAGAAAGGCAGCAUGAAGGCUCUGCCAUUGUGAAUUGGAUGCUGGUAGCAGCAAUUAGCAUCCUAAUGCUUGAGGCUCCUAGUGGGAAAUGUCAGGCCUACAUUGCCAGUAGAGUUGCUGCCAGAGCCUUCGACACUCAAAGUGAACUGGAGCUAGGAUUUAGGUCUCCUGACUCUCAUCCCAGGGUUGGUCCCUUUAAAAGUGGCUAUAAGAAUUGCACUGUGGAGACUUUCCAGACUGAGAUUAAUAAUCUUUACAUUUUUUUAGAUAACCAGAUGUGGAUGAGAGAGUUUAUUCUCAGCCUGUCCAGUGACUGGGACACUCAGGUCCCUCUCUUUGUUUUAUUCUCCAUCACAUACCUGGUGACAGUGCUGGGAAACUUCCUCAUUGUUCUUCUGAUCAGACUGGACAGCCGGCUCCACACUCCCAUGUAUUUCUUUCUCACCAACCUCUCCGUCGUUGAUGUCUCUUAUGCCACAAGCAUCGUCCCUCAGAUGCUGGUGCACCUUCUUGCAGAACAUAAAGUAAUCCCAUACGUGAGCUGUGCAUCCCAGUUAUUUUUCUCCUUGGCUUUAGGUGGGAUUGAGUUUAUUCUACUGGUAGUGAUGGCUUAUGACCGCUAUGUGGCUGUGUGUGAGCCCCUGCGAUACUCGGUCAUCAUGCAUGGAGGGCUCUGUGCUAGGUUGGCCAUCACAUCCUGGGUCAGUGGCUCUAUCUGCUCUCUCACGCAGAUUACCAUCACUUUUCAGCUGCCCAUGUGCACAAACAAAUUUAUUGAUCACAUAUCAUGUGAAAUCCUAGCUGUGGUCAGACUAGCCUGUGUGGACACCUCUUCCAAUGAGAUUGCAAUUACGGUUUCUAGCAUUGUCUUGCUGAUGACACUUUUCUGUUUGGUUCUCUUGUCGUAUAUCAAGAUCAUCAGCACCAUUGUAAAGACUGAGUCCACAGAAGGAAGAAAGAAAGCCUUCCAUACCUGUGCCUCUCACCUCACAGUGGUUGUCCUGUGCUAUGGCAUGGCCAUUUUCACUUACAUCCAGCCCACCCGCUCCUCUGUCCUUCAGGAGAAGCUGAUCUCUCUCUCUUAUGCCAUUUUGACACCCAUGCUGAACCCUAUGAUUUACAGUCUAAGGAAUAAGGAGGUGAAGGGGGCCUGGCAGAAACUGUUAGGGAAAUUAUCUGGAUUAACGUCAAAACUGGCAACUUGA
Molecule: messenger RNA, 1227 nt
Organism: Pteropus alecto (black flying fox)
Lineage: Eukaryota; Metazoa; Chordata; Mammalia; Chiroptera; Pteropodidae
Product: olfactory receptor-like protein OLF3
Biological process (GO): G protein-coupled receptor signaling pathway
Cellular component (GO): membrane
Molecular function (GO): olfactory receptor activity; G protein-coupled receptor activity
Source: RefSeq, a predicted model, not a curated record